Molecule: messenger RNA, 640 nt
Organism: Oncorhynchus nerka (sockeye salmon)
Lineage: Eukaryota; Metazoa; Chordata; Actinopteri; Salmoniformes; Salmonidae
Product: cytochrome c oxidase assembly protein COX14 homolog
Exons: 2
Coding region: 113-292 (59 amino acids)
Source: RefSeq, a predicted model, not a curated record
CCCUCACAAGACUCCGUUGUUUUCAGUUACGGAAGAAGUUAGCUAGCCAGGUGUGUUGACAUUGAGAAGGGUAUCAAUAAUCUGACGGUCAUAUUUUACAAGAAACACCAUCAUGUUGACCGCCGCAAAGCGACUCGCCGACUUCGGAUACCGGGGGUUUUCUGCCUCGAUGAUGCUGUUGACACUCUACGGGGGAUACCUGUGCACCAUGCGGGGAUACCGCUACAUGAACAAGCAAAAAGAGCUGCAGGUAGCGGCAGAAAACCAAGACGUGGAGGUCCUCAAGCCAUAGAGGACUGGAACUGAAUAGUUUGUCCACAAAAUCAUGGACAUUUCUGUUCCUCCCAUGGGACUGUUAUGUGAUAACUAUUUGGGUGUGGAAGUUUUGUGUGCCCAGAUGAGUAAAGGAGAAUCUACUCUUCAUUUACUGUCAAGUUCAUAAUUUGUCUGCUAAAAGGAGAAGGGGCAGAGGACUGGAGUUGACUGAAAAAUGGGUUGACUCCUUCCAGCUUAAACUAAAUGUCAAAUCAGUCUCUUGUCAUAACUUGCUCGGAUCAUACUGAAUCAUAGUUUGUGUGGUGGGAUCUUCAAGGUUAUGUACCAACCGUUAAUAUAAAUAAAUACAUCUUACACAAAUAAA